This is a messenger RNA of Paramacrobiotus metropolitanus, 1025 nucleotides long. RefSeq names its product BOS complex subunit TMEM147-like. The record is from RefSeq and is a predicted model, not a curated record. NCBI's taxonomy places the organism in Eukaryota, Metazoa, Tardigrada, Eutardigrada, Parachela, Macrobiotidae. Bases 186 to 869 code for a protein of 227 amino acids. The transcript has 5 exons.
AGAGUACAGAGUAUAGACUAUAGAUUCAAAAUACCUAAUGAAAAUCAUCCAGUAAAUUUUUUAUUAAGUUCGCGGUCUGUUCUUGUUUGGGAAUUUUUCCCGUAGGUUUUUAUAUCGUUAGGAAGUUUUUUUGGAGAUCUUUUCUCCAUUAUCUUGUGAGAUCCCCAGACCUUAGCCCGUGGAAGAUGACAUUUUAUCACCUGGUGAACUGCGUGGCAUUAGCCGUGCUCCCAUAUCUGGCAACAUACCGAUUUUAUAACCUAUCCGAGUAUCGAGCCUUCUGGAAAUGUUUCUACGCUGCGUGCAUCUUCUUCGCAGCACAGCUGGUGAAAAUGCUAAUACUGGCCUCCAUAUUCCCAGUGGUGGAUUCGCACGCCACCAGCUUAUCCGUUAGCCGAUUGACAUACGAUUUUCUCCGUCUAUCGGUGGAUCUGAUCGAUCUGGCGGCGCUGCACCACAUCGUCAACAAGCUGACGCUGAAGGGCGAUCUGAAGUUCGUGGCCACGGGACUGGGCUGGGCCUUCGCGGAGCUGCUGGCCUUCCGUGUGAUGCCGUUCUGGCUGGAGGCACGCGGAUCGGAGUUCAGUUGGGUGCACUUGAUGAGCGCCAUGGAGGCCAAUAUCAAUCUGGUGUAUUACAUUUCCAUCGCUGCCAUGUUAUGGGCUCUAUCGCGGAAUGACUUCAACAAGGCCCUGCAGCCGGCGGUACUGGGAUUGCUCGUCCUGAGCACCUAUCGUCCCUUGCUUUUGGAGGUUUUAUCGCACACUUUACAUUUGGACGCAUGGUUUGGAUUGCUCUUUAAAGGAGUUUAUAGUCUGAUUCUCGGUGUGGUGGCGCUGGGCUUGUGUACAGCGCUAACGGAAACGUGAUGUUAUUAUUGUUGGUUUUUUCGUUGACUUUUUUCAUCAGAAUUCCCGUUAUUUAUCUAUUUGAUUUUGUUACUGUUCAAUGUAGCAUGUCAUUGUUCGAAAAAUUACUGAUUUCUUCAUUUUACGGAAGAAUUAAAAUGACAUGUCACCGUUGUC